AUGCAGAACACUGCGGCCGAUCCUGAUCUAAUGCUAGCCAUGCUACAUUAUCUCCCCAAGAGCAAGGAUUCUUUCAUCAUUUUACUCGGGGCGAAGAUCGUUCAAUAUGCUGUGUGUGUGCCAAAUCAGGAUGUUCUACUGGCCAUGCCACCGCCAUUUCAGGAGUGGCACGAGGCGGUGACGGAGCUUGAAUGCCAUCGUACUUGGUGGAAUGUACACUAUGCCCCGCUCUCGACAUAUCACACAACGUUUUCUGCCAGAAUCAUACGCAUUCAGCUCAUUGCGGUGAAUAGUGGGAGCAAGAACAUGGUUCCAAAAAGUGUUAUUGUCAGGCCAUUUCCGCGUCCUCUGCGCCAACGGUAA
Molecule: messenger RNA, 363 nt
Organism: Coccidioides immitis RS
Lineage: Eukaryota; Fungi; Ascomycota; Eurotiomycetes; Onygenales; Onygenaceae
Exons: 2
Coding region: 1-363 (120 amino acids)
Source: RefSeq, a predicted model, not a curated record